Molecule: messenger RNA, 1737 nt
Organism: Adineta ricciae
Lineage: Eukaryota; Metazoa; Rotifera; Eurotatoria; Adinetida; Adinetidae
Source: the annotation of a GenBank genome assembly
AUGUCAACGUUACAUAAAAGAUUCGGUCGAAAGCAUCAUUCCAUUGGUUCGAAGAAAGAAAAUCGACCAAGACAACAGCAUGAGCAGCAAUCGAUAUUUCUCGAUUCGGCUGAUCAAUCUCGUGCACUAUACUUUCUAGGUUUGACAUAUCAUCUCAAAGCCAAAGAAUUGCUCAGCUCAUCAAAUGGUCUUCUCAGUGAUGAUAUCCGAACAUUACUUAACAAAGCAAUUGUUUAUUACGAACAAAAUCUCGAUCUUAAUAAAGAAUUAGACGACAAGGUGGCAGAAGGUAGAACUUUAGGCAAUAUUGGCAAUGUCAAUUAUUUAUUGCAAGAUUACUCAACAUCGAUUGAGUACCUUGACAAACGUUUGACGAUUGCCAAAGAAUGUAACGAUCAAGCCGGUCAACGUCGUGCUCAUGGUAAUCUUGGCAAUGCUUAUUUAUAUUUAGAAGAUUUUGACAAAGCAUUGCAACAUUACAGAGAAGCGAUGAGCAUAGGUGAACUGACUCACGAUGAAUUGUUCGUUGCACGAAUGAAUUUUACUAUCGGUCGUGUUUAUAGUUUAAAACAAGAUUAUGAUACAUCGAUUUAUUUUCAUGAGAAACAUUUGCAUCUAGCGCGACAAUUAGGAGAUUCAAUAGGCCAAUGUCGAGCCUAUUAUAUUUUAAGUCAAUUACAUGAAAAAAUUAAUCAACUUGAAAAAGCAACCAAAUAUGAUAGCCUUUACAAAGCUCUCGCACGAGAAAUUGAUGAACCAUUAGAUGACACAAUAUCCAUGUCAACAGCAUCAGGACCAACGAAACAUACACUGAAGAAUCUACGUACCGAUUCCAUUAGUAUCAGUUUAUCGGAGGGCGGUGGAACGAAUAAUGGUUCGUCAGGCUCAGCAUCUCAAAGUCCACGCUCAUCGCGCUCAAAUGUUAGCGUGAAUAGCAGUGUCACCGAUGUACGUUCAUAUACCGGCUCACAAAACACUUCGUCACAUAACAAAUCUAUAUCAAAUAAGAGUAAGAAAAGCAAAACAAAUUCGACAAGUCUCAAAACCAAUUUCAUGUCACAUCUCGGAAGAAAAUCGCCAAUGCAAACAAGAAAAGAAUCAUUACCAGCUGAUCAUGAUGAUUUAGUUGAUUUGGUUUGUCGAAUGCAGAAAUCACGUUUUGAAGAUCAACGUUGUGAUUUAAGAGCAACAGCCAGCGUCCCUGGAGCAACGAAUCCUCAUACACAACGUUCGAGUGUUCAACUUGAAGAUAUUUUAAAUACAGUUGAUCGAUUACAACAAUCGCGUCUCGAUGAUCAACGAACAAGUCUUCCAGCUGCGAAUCAUCAUGAUAGCAGCAAUACUAAAACAACUCGACGUCUUUCACCAUUGAACGAACAAUUCUUUGAUCAAUUAUCGAAGUGUCAAGACUCGCGUCUCGAUGAUCAACGAGCUGUACUCAUACCGAUCCAUAAUCAUAAUACAUCUUCAGUCAGACCAGCAUCUGCAUCGUCAGUUGUUUCAACAUCAACAAUAACUACAUUAUCAACAGGAUCGCCGUCGAAAAAUCCUAUUCAUGAAGCAACGUCAAAAACGCUUCCCGAUGAUGAUUUCUUUUCUCUUCUAAAUCGUUUACAAUCACGUCGAAUCGAUCAACAACGAACAUGUUUACCGGUCGCUCAUCUUCAAGGAAAAUCUCCGCUGGUAUCACCGAAUUCAAUUAGUACACCAUCGAAACAAACCCGUGUGAAACCAUAA